Styela clava is the source of this 2988-nucleotide messenger RNA. NCBI's taxonomy places the organism in Eukaryota, Metazoa, Chordata, Ascidiacea, Stolidobranchia, Styelidae. The record is from RefSeq and is a predicted model, not a curated record.
CCUAUUUCAAAUGUUUAAAUUUAUUCAGGUGUGGUAGCUUAUCAUCAGUAUGGAACUUGCUACCAGUAACAAUAAGACAAAUGUUUUAUCUGUUGCAAGCAAUGUAGACUUGCGGGAUAGGAUCGUUGGCGAUUAUGUAUUGGACUGGUCAAAAGAUAAUUGCAUUGCAGUUGCUACGAGUAAAAAUGUAAUGCUAUAUGAUCUGAAUCCAUUAUAUGACGUGAACAGCUCGGAAAUGUGUUUCAAAAUCCAAGCCAUCUCGCCGAUUGAAUCGCUUGAUUACGACGCUGGAGCUCGGAAAAUGAUGUAUGAUUAUGACAUGUUGUGUGCUGUACCGUCCAAAAAUUCUGCUUACCCUGACUUCGAAAUUUAUCGAAUGCAUAUGGAUCUUAGCAUAAAUAGAUCUCAUGGAUCGGAAGAAGUUGGAGACAUGGGAUUCCGAGCGGUUCAGUUUUCACCACUAGGGUGUGCAGUAGGUAGCGGAACUGUUCUUGCCACUUUGACAAUGGGGCAUCAGCUUCAAUUGUUUUCAAAAUCUUCUGAUGGUAUAUUUGUACAAUGGAACAACAUUAGAAAUCUAACUGAAAUAUUAGUCAAAAUUCUGCUUAAAAAUGAACAAUAUUACCCUAAAAUUAAAUUCCCAACACAAAAAUUAAAAUCCCAGAAUAUAGUCGAGAAACAAUAUGCCCCUUGUAUUGUUUGCAUGGAAUGGUGGGAUAAAAUAUACAUAAAAAGUUCCAAUGGAAAAUUUAUAUUUCUUGCCACUGGUACGAAAAAUAACUUUGUAAUAAUUUGGAAGUUGCAUCUGCCGAUUAGUUCAACUUCAGUUGUGACUAUUGUGAGUUACAUUAAAACAAAUUUAAAAGGGAUUAAAAGUAUUAGCUGGUUGAAAAUUGGAUCGAAUGAAGAAGAAAUUCUCAAACUAGCAAUUGGGGGAAUUGAAGGCGUGGUGAAUUGUUUAGAGAUUGACUUAGAUGGAAAUUUGUUAAAAGAGAAUGAAGUUUGGAACGACAGAGACCAGCUCACGGUUUCUGCUAUUGAUUGGAGAGAAACUGAUGAAGGUGAUGACACUGGUUUGCUUGUGGCAAAAGGACCUUUGCUUUUAUAUAUGAAAAUAUCUUCUGAUCUUGUGUUGGUAUCACAUUCAGUUUUAAUUGGGUUACACAUUCUUCCAGUUGUGAAUAUACAAUUUGUAGACCAACCCGCUUCGUGGCUUACAAUCAGUAGAGAUGGUCGUCAAGCUAAAGUUGUUUUGAAAAAAUCUACCGAGGAGAAUCUAAGACUAAAGUAUGAGGUUUUAUCGGAGCAGACUAAUCAAUCUUCUAUGGUUUUUCAUGAGACAACACAUUAUCAUAUUUUAUCACCUAACGGAGCUUUUGUUGCGAAUUUACGAUCAAAACCAAAAGUAUCAUUAUCUAUACUUGUUGAAAAUUCAGCGUAUUUGGAAAUUUUAACUCUUAAAAGCGGAAUGGAAUGUUUUCAAUCAUUGUGCGCUCAAGUGGAACAAAAUAAUGCAGAGGAAAAAAUGAAACUAGAUUUGGUUGAGUCCAUUCGACUUCAUCUUAUUAACAAAUGUGUGUUUAAGAAUGAGUCAGACUCAAUAUUACUGAGAACUUGCCUAGAACGGUUUCUUGACUUCGAUGAUGCGGAAAGCAAUAAGUUACGCUUGACAUGGAUUCUGUUGAAAAUUUAUUCUGCUGUUUUUUCGGAAGGGGGACAAGAUUACUCAAAAAAAAUUCUGCAGAAUGAAAAAAUAUUAUCAAGCAAGCAAAUGAUGAAAGUUAUAAAACACUGGUUCAUAAAUUCAAACGAUGAAAAAACGGAAACUCAUCAAAUUCCUAUAAAAACUAUCAUAAAUUGGUUGUCGAAAAACAAAAAUAUUUUAAGCGAAGAUGAUUUUAGUUUUGUAGAAAAGGUACGAACCUCAAAAAAUUAUGAGCUUGUUAAAAAGGAAACAUGCCCGAUAACAAGAGAAUUUUUAACCAUGUCUGAGGACGCUAAAUCUGCCAUAACAGAGUCUAAAUCAAUGACUUGGUUUCGAUGUUGCUUGACAUUUUGUGCUCUUCAUUGUUUCAAAGCAAGAAAGUGUGAAAUCAGUAAUUCAAGGGCAUUGAAUUUAAAUGAUUCAGGGAAUGAGGAAGAAUGUGCGAUCAAUGACCUGUUACAAGAUUGUUCAAUAUACAGUGGUCUUCCUAUGAUUUAAUUGCCUCUUAUAUUAGUAUGCUUCAAUAGAAAUUCUCUUGACCUUUGACCCAUCAGUAUGCUUUAAUGGGAAAUCCCUUGGGAUGCUUUAAUAGAAAUUACCUUGAUCUUUGACUCCAAAUAGGAUAGGAUUUUUGUAUUCAUUUAUUAUUUACAAGCAAUCUUGAAAAUCUGGGCCAACCUAUUGCCUGAGCGAUGGUCAAAAUUUCAUUUAUAAUUGCAUCACAGUAUACUUGUUUAUGGUUAGUCAUUGAAAAGGAAAUAAACAAGGAAGUUAUCAAUGCUCUGUGAAACAUCCUGCUUAAUAACACAUCAUGGCAGGUGUGAAUGUUAAUAAUGUGGAGAUGAUUAUGUUCAAGAGAUUGUAGGAACUGUUUUGGGUACACCUGUGUCCUGUAGUGUGUGUGCCAGGUUAGGCCAACGUUUGCUUUAUCAUGAUUGCCUUAUUUAAUGCUAUUGCAAGUUCGGGGACGACUUCUGUUACCAUGUCAAUAGGUGUCAGUCCCUUUACACAACUUGAUGUAAAGUAGGCGAACAAAAUUAGUUACCUCCAUAUUUGUACACAUGCUUUCUGAAGCGCUGUUGUGUAUAAGGCACAUAUUCAUGUCUUUUGCUCUGAACAAGGUCAUAUACAAAGGAUCCACUGAUAUCUAACCAUAUGAAAUCUCUUAGGAUUGGCGUUUUCUUAUACUAUGUGCAUUUCAUUGUCUUUUUAUGACGAUAUUAUUUAAAUCAUGUUCCACUUAUUUUCCCCAUUUUUACUUCACUGCCAACACCCUUUUUUAG